This is a messenger RNA of Impatiens glandulifera, 810 nucleotides long. Its product is annotated as protein WUSCHEL. The transcript has 3 exons. The record is from RefSeq and is a predicted model, not a curated record. Gene Ontology annotation, molecular function: DNA-binding transcription factor activity; DNA binding. NCBI's taxonomy places the organism in Eukaryota, Viridiplantae, Streptophyta, Magnoliopsida, Ericales, Balsaminaceae. Gene Ontology annotation, biological process: plant organ development. The coding region runs from base 1 to 810 and encodes 269 amino acids.
AUGGAACCUCAACAACAACAACAAAACGAGGAAGGAGGAAACGGCACGAAGAAUAACUACCUCUGCAGACAAACAAGUACGAGGUGGACACCCACAAGCGAUCAGAUAAGAAUCCUCAAGGACCUUUACUACAACAAUGGAGUCAGGUCCCCCACCGCCGAACAGAUUCAAAGGAUCUCCGCUCGUUUAAGGCAGUACGGUAAGAUCGAGGGUAAAAACGUCUUUUACUGGUUCCAAAAUCACAAAGCCCGUGAACGUCAGAAGAAGAGGUUCACCGUCGUCAAUGUCGCCGGAAAUCCUACCGCCGCAGCAGCAGCAGCAUGGAGGCCCGAUGACCCUUUUUGCAACACAUCAUCUUCUUCUUCAUCUUCGACUGGUGUGGUUGCUGUUGGGCAGAUGGGAACUUAUUGUUAUGGAUCUGUUCCAAUGGAGAAGACUUUUAGAGAAUGCUCAAUAUCAGCAGGGUGUCAUGGCAGCAACAAUAUUCCGGCAUCAAGCCAUAACUUUGGAUGGUCCUCCGGUGUGGAUUCCCAUCAUCAAUAUCCCUAUCCUUCGCCUCACGAUUUCUUCGAAAGAAAGAAAUCAUCAAAUCACAGCCACACAAAUGAUGAACAUGAUCAGAUUUACACGAUCCAGCCAAAAGAGACUCUCCCUCUCUUUCCCAUGCACGGAGAGCGUGAAGACGACAUUUCCGGCGGCCUGAUGUGGCCGGCGGCGGCUUCCGCCAGUAACUGGUUGUAUAAUGGGAAUGGCGGUUCUCGUACUUCCCUUGAGCUUAGCCUCAACUCCUAUGCUUCUGGUUCUGUUUAA